Saccharomyces cerevisiae S288C is the source of this 1401-nucleotide messenger RNA. RefSeq names its product ornithine decarboxylase SPE1 (gene SPE1). The record is from RefSeq and is marked reviewed. The coding region runs from base 1 to 1401 and encodes 466 amino acids. NCBI's taxonomy places the organism in Eukaryota, Fungi, Ascomycota, Saccharomycetes, Saccharomycetales, Saccharomycetaceae. Gene Ontology annotation, biological process: polyamine biosynthetic process. Gene Ontology annotation, molecular function: catalytic activity; ornithine decarboxylase activity. The transcript has a single exon. Gene Ontology annotation, cellular component: cytoplasm.
AUGUCUAGUACUCAAGUAGGAAAUGCUCUAUCUAGUUCCACUACUACUUUAGUGGACUUGUCUAAUUCUACGGUUACCCAAAAGAAGCAAUAUUAUAAAGAUGGCGAGACGCUGCACAAUCUUUUGCUUGAACUAAAGAAUAACCAAGAUUUGGAACUUUUACCGCAUGAACAAGCGCAUCCUAAAAUAUUUCAAGCGCUCAAGGCUCGUAUUGGUAGAAUUAAUAAUGAAACGUGCGACCCCGGUGAGGAGAACUCGUUUUUCAUAUGCGAUUUGGGAGAAGUCAAGAGAUUAUUCAACAACUGGGUGAAGGAGCUUCCUAGAAUUAAGCCAUUUUAUGCCGUCAAAUGUAAUCCUGAUACCAAGGUUUUGUCAUUAUUAGCAGAGUUGGGCGUUAAUUUCGAUUGCGCUUCCAAAGUGGAAAUUGACAGAGUAUUAUCGAUGAACAUCUCGCCGGAUAGAAUUGUUUACGCUAAUCCUUGUAAAGUAGCAUCUUUCAUUAGAUAUGCAGCUUCAAAAAAUGUAAUGAAGUCUACUUUUGACAAUGUAGAAGAAUUGCAUAAAAUCAAAAAGUUUCAUCCUGAGUCUCAGUUGUUAUUAAGAAUCGCUACCGAUGACUCUACCGCUCAAUGUCGACUUUCCACCAAAUAUGGCUGUGAAAUGGAAAACGUAGACGUUUUAUUAAAGGCUAUAAAGGAACUAGGUUUAAACCUGGCUGGUGUUUCUUUCCACGUCGGUUCAGGCGCUUCUGAUUUUACAAGCUUAUACAAAGCCGUUAGAGAUGCAAGAACGGUAUUUGACAAAGCUGCUAACGAAUACGGGUUGCCCCCUUUGAAGAUUUUGGAUGUAGGUGGUGGAUUUCAAUUUGAAUCCUUCAAAGAAUCAACUGCUGUUUUGCGUCUAGCGCUAGAGGAAUUUUUCCCUGUAGGUUGUGGUGUUGAUAUAAUUGCAGAGCCUGGCAGAUACUUUGUAGCUACAGCGUUCACUUUGGCAUCUCAUGUGAUUGCGAAGAGAAAACUGUCUGAGAAUGAAGCAAUGAUUUACACUAACGAUGGUGUAUACGGGAACAUGAAUUGUAUUUUAUUCGAUCAUCAAGAGCCCCAUCCAAGAACCCUUUAUCAUAAUUUGGAAUUUCAUUACGACGAUUUUGAAUCCACUACUGCGGUCCUCGACUCUAUCAACAAAACAAGAUCUGAGUAUCCAUAUAAAGUUUCCAUCUGGGGACCCACAUGUGAUGGUUUGGAUUGUAUUGCCAAAGAGUAUUACAUGAAGCAUGAUGUUAUAGUCGGUGAUUGGUUUUAUUUUCCUGCCCUGGGUGCCUACACAUCAUCGGCGGCUACUCAAUUCAACGGCUUUGAGCAGACUGCGGAUAUAGUAUACAUAGACUCUGAACUCGAUUGA